Schistosoma bovis is the source of this 917-nucleotide messenger RNA. The record is from the annotation of a GenBank genome assembly. Lineage: Eukaryota; Metazoa; Platyhelminthes; Trematoda; Strigeidida; Schistosomatidae.
GAAUUUGAUAUUUCUGUUGUCAUGACUUGUUGUACAGAGUAAUGGCGGAUGUUUUGGACGUGAAUAGUGGAUCGGCAAAAUUUGCCAAAAAAGGUAGAAGAGCUAAAAAAACGGUUAAAGAUAAAGAUGAUCCAAUUUCUAAUGAGUUUGAUCUACAUAAAGCUAGUGAUAUAAAGACCACUAACCUUCCGGAAUGUAAAAUAGGCGGUUGGAACAAGGGUGAAAUUUCGCACAACGUAUUUUUUGGAAAAAGAGCUGAUGAAGAUACACUAGAUUUUUGCAAAGCUUUACGUAGGGAAGAAUCUGAUGAAGAACUCGAGAUACCGAUUGUUCCUGAUUUAAGUAGUGUUGAGGACCAGUCCACCGCAUUUCAGGGUGCGGUCGCACCAAGGUACAUGAAUUUUCUGUCAAUUGCCUUAUCAGUUUCUUGUAUGUGUUAUUAAAUACCAAUGAAAUUAUGAAAGUUAAAAUUUAAUUUGUAGUGUAUCUUUUAGGACUAGAAUCUUUUGAUAUUUUGACUCAUGAAAGUUUAAACGAGUCUGCACCAGCCUUUAUUUUUAACACUUACUUAUUUAUUCCCAUCCCUUUCGAGAUUUUUUUGUAGGUAGAUUUUUCCAUAUUCUGUGUGAUCUUCACAUGGUCAUAAAAAAAUUCAGUCAUCAAAAUAGUAUAAGAACAGUGUUUGUUGUCGAUUACUGAUGUACAAAAGUACUUUUUGUGUAUAUUUUGGGGAGUUCACUUGCUCAUUUGUUAAGCUCUAAUGCCUUGUGGUUAAGAUCUGAAUUGACUGAAAAGAAAUUUAUUAGAUCGAGUAUUGGUCCCCAUCACCAACUUUUUGUACUCUUCUUCCUAUAUAUCCAAGCUUACUUCAUAUAAAAAUUAUGCUUAAUGGGCUUCUUUUGAUUGUCUAACGGAUA